Molecule: messenger RNA, 1048 nt
Organism: Ctenocephalides felis (cat flea)
Lineage: Eukaryota; Metazoa; Arthropoda; Insecta; Siphonaptera; Pulicidae
Product: ras-related protein Rab-14-like
Exons: 5
Coding region: 236-877 (213 amino acids)
Biological process (GO): phagosome maturation; Golgi to endosome transport; endocytic recycling
Cellular component (GO): phagocytic vesicle; Golgi apparatus; trans-Golgi network
Molecular function (GO): GTPase activity; GTP binding
Source: RefSeq, a predicted model, not a curated record
CAGGCUGGGCAGGCAUUGUGUGCAUUUCCGAAAGUAAAUUAUCAUAUAUAUGAAAAACUACACGGAGUUUUUCAUGUUUUUUAAUAUCCUUCUGAUAAGACGACAUUUAGAACCUGUGUAUUAGUAUUUAUUUGCAUUGUUUUUUACCAAUAAGGUAGGCAGAACGCUUUACGAAACGACUUGCUUGACAGAUAUUGCGUCUAUUUUGACACGCAAAUCUUGCGACAAGAUUAAAAUGGCGGGUCCUUAUAAUUAUUCGUAUAUUUUUAAAUAUAUAAUAAUAGGUGAUAUGGGUGUUGGAAAAUCUUGUCUGUUGCACCAAUUCACUGAGAAGAAAUUUAUGGCUGACUGCCCACAUACCAUUGGUGUUGAAUUUGGUACAAGAAUUAUAGAAGUAUCAGGCCAAAAGAUAAAAUUACAAAUUUGGGAUACUGCUGGUCAGGAACGAUUCAGAGCUGUGACUCGUUCGUAUUAUAGAGGUGCUGCUGGAGCUUUAAUGGUUUAUGAUGUUACUCGCAGGUCGACAUACAAUCACUUGAGUAGUUGGCUUACAGACACUCGAAAUUUAACCAAUCCAAGUACUGUGAUAUUUUUAAUAGGCAACAAAAGUGAUUUAGAAGCACAGAGAGAAAUUUCUUAUGAGGAGGCCAAACAAUUUGCUGAUGAUAAUGGCCUAAUGUUUGUGGAAACAAGUGCUAAAUCAGGCCAAAAUGUUGAAGAGGCAUUUUUAGAAACUGCUAAAAAAAUAUACCAAAGCAUUCAAGACGGUCGUUUGGAUUUGAAUGCGGCUGAAUCUGGUGUUCAACACAAGCCUCCCAUUCAACCAGGUCGCACAACUCAACCAGCAAUUAAUGGCAAGGAAAACUGCUCUUGUUAGAGUAGUAAUAAAUAUAGAUAUAAAAAGACAAAUAUUUGCAUUAAAGUACAGGUCAUCUCAAACAGGAAGAGUUAGAACCAAAAAAGGUAUGAUUGGUUUAAUAAGAUUCUAUUUAUUAUCUUUAAAUGAUAUGCAACACUCUUUAUAUGGGAAUUUAUAUUACAUGUUUAU